AGGUGGUGCGUUCUGUGUUCUGUGCCGCAGCACCGCAUAAUAGACGCAGAAACGCGGGGUGUUAUAGUUGCAUUUGGCCAGCUCAAAUAAUUGCUUUGACUGAUGCUACACGGGCUGCACGCUACACUUUUGGUUGCUUCGUUCGCCGUGGUGAACUGUAGCUUCUGCAGGACUGCAGCUGUGGAGCGCUUGUAGAAUUGGUUCUUCGUGGGGCUUUGAUGUAGUUAUUCUUAAAACUUCAUCGCCACGUCGUACUGACUGAUAAGAAUUGUUAAGUGUUUUUUUAAAGUUAGCCAUGAAGGAGGGAACUCUGUUGCCCGAGGAAACGUUGUUGUUCGACUAUCAAAUCGCCGGCCACGUUCACGGGAACAAAAAAACCAAGUUAGGUCUUCUGAAACACAGAGAUGGGUCCAUCUUGAAGCCUUUGUUGAGCAGUGAUGAGCGCACCCUACGAGAGCACAAGUUUUAUGAAGAGGUUUUUAAAGCUGAACAACCUCUACCAGAGCUGUUGACCCUGAGGACUUUCCUGCCUAAGUACCUGGGAACAUGGAGGACGGACUACCUUGGCCAAGAAGUGGAGUAUCUGCGCUUGGAUGAUGUGACUCGUGAGUUCCGGAGCCCUAGUGUCAUGGAUGUGAAGAUAGGUGCCCAAACAUACGACCCAUUGGCAGAGCCAGAGAAGGUCGCCCUUGAAGAGGCAAAGUACCCAUGGAGUCGGCAGCUUGGUUUUCGUAUUCUUGGCAUGCGGGUUUUUGACAAAUGUGAGCAGAAAUAUCACAUUUACGGAAAAGAUUAUGGCCUCAAGCAAACACCUGACACUAUACUGGAAGCCUUGCAGAUAUUCCUUGGCAUGACACAUCAACAGCCCAACAGCCCAACAUUUCUGCCAGACCUAUUAGUUCAGCUCGAACACAUCAGGCACUGGUUUGAGACUCAGCGUGUUUAUGCCUUUUACUCAAGUUCACUCCUGAUUGUAUAUGAAUCUCUGCCUGAUAGCUCUGAUGAUAAAAAAAUUCACUGUGUGGCCAAAAUGAUUGACUUUGCUCAUGUCUUUCCCACGUCAGAGUGUGAUGAGAAUUACCUAUUUGGAAUUUGCAAGCUUAUUGGUGUACUGCGUGAAAUUGCAGGUCAACAACAUAGAAUGGCACCUUUCAAACAGUUAAAAUAAGUUGUUUUUAUUUCACUGUUACGGGACCUGGAAUAUGUCUUUUCUUAUGUGCAAAAUAUACAGACUGUGAUUAAAAUUUGCCAUUUAUAUAACAGAUGUGCCAAUGUAUGCACUGCAUAUACAUUCUUAUAAUCGCAGAUAACUCUCAUUAUUUUUUCUGCAGCCCACUUAUAUCCUUUUAAAGUCACGUAAAGCCUCAUGACGUACCUUUGAAUCAUUUUUAUUUCCUUCUCAAUAUUACAAAAUGAAAAAAAAAAAAAACUAUAUGGCCAGACUUUAUGAAAACGUUUACAUUUCUGAUUUCAUCGUUCAGGGACACUGUUCUUGUUUUGAAUGUAUAACAGAUACAAAUAGCUUCUCUUUGUUCUCAUUGCUGAAGAAGUGAUGCUGUGCAUGUUUGACAAUUUAGAUUUAUAUGUUUGUGUUAGUUAUGAAAAUUAUUGACUUUGUAACAUAACUUUUUGUCUGCACACUUGUUGGCUUAUGUGGAAAUUUAAAUGCGAUUAUACUAUUUUUUACUUUAUUGAUUCCACAUUGAGCCUCACAACUUCUAGCAUUUAUUACUAUGUAACUGGAUAGCAUGUCAUUCAGUCAUUUCAGAUUUAGGUAAAAGCCUGCAUGAAGGAGGCAGUCAACUGUUGUGAGAACAUCCCUCCAGCUGACAUGCCUAAUGGCCUAUGUUUAGCAUCGUCCAAGAUAGUGUUCUAUGAGACAGGGAGACACAAGAAUGUAGUGCAGUGCUUUGUAUGAAUUCAUUGUUUUUCGCUUUUAUUGUAUUGACUGGUGUAUUACCUUUGGUAAGUUGGCUGACAGACAUUACGCUGCCAUAGGGUUUGUGAAGUUAGUAACGGAUAACAGUAGAGAGAACGAUAACAAAAAAAGGCCGCAGUUGAACCUUAAUGUAACAUACGCGGAUAUGACGAAUUAUCAGAUAUAAUGAAGUAAAUAUAAACUGCUUGUCGUUUGUGUGUAAUGAAUAUGUUUAUGACGAAGGCAUUUGCGUGUUGAAUGCAACUUUGUUAUAACAAGGUUCAACUGUAUAUACACUGUGUCUAUUUUGAAACAGAUCGUGUGAUAUUCAUGUCAAAAUUGUGGAAGCACAUGUGGCAGCUUUACGUCAUUUACAGCCUGCAAAACCUCCAUAAUGGCUCAGAAACAUCCGUCCAAGUGAAACGUCCAUAGCUUUCGCUACAUUAAAAGGCAGCACUUCUUGAAGUCAUGCACAACCCUUGAGAGAUGUGUUCAUGUGACAGCCUUUAGAUCAUAUUCCUGGUAAAUGGUCGUCGAAGUAAUUGUGAACGUCGAGGAUACACAUGUGCAUUAUUGGGGUCACAUAGGAAAACAGCGGAGUAACAUUUACAAACACUUCUCAAAGCAAUUUUUGCAAAAACAGUGAUUGUAACAUCACACAUAAUUAUUUUUUGCUCCUUGUUUAAUUGCUGCAAGGUACUAUUUUCAAUGCCUUAUUAUAGCAACAGUCAUUGUUUCAUUAACUUUUUUGUGCAUGUAUCGUUGACAGAAAAACUGAAGCCAGAAAGCACAAUUAGUAUAUGUGCAAAGCAUCACACAUUUGCAACUGUUUACAGUACCAUUUCGAAUAUUUCUGUCUUGUAUGUGCAACUGUCUGUCCAGGGCAGCCAGACAGGCGAUUGAGUAAAUAGAAUAUUCCCAGGGCCCUUUGUUUCAAGUAAAACUAAAUUUUUCUGAAUUUUUGCAUGCUGGACUGGUUUUAUGAAGACUGGUAGCCACUUCCUGAAAAGAUGGCUUGUAGAAAUUUUAGUCCAAUCACAGUGCAAGCACUUAAUCUCUAAAUGGCUGUGUAAGUAGAGGUGGGCUUUCAUCGACUCUUAAAUGUGUAGAAAGUAUGGUGCCUCAUCUGAAUCGCUUUGUCCAUUUUAUGCCACAGAAAAUUAUCGAUGAGCUCUCAGUGAUAACUGCAUAUAGGUAAUUAAGAUUGGGCUGUAUUAUCACUUUGGAUGAGAUCACAAGUGCAUUGGAUGAAAAUAAUGAAUUUUGUAGUACUAAAGCAUUUAAUUAUUGUUUCACAUAGAUUCCAACAUCUGCAUUGGACCUGCAUAAUUUUUUUCUAAUUGAUGAUCAUGCAAAUGAGCCAAAAGCAGUAAGGACUAAACAGAGGAAGAAACAUCAGAGUUCGAGAUGCUUCAGUGAAGCAAACGUCUCUUACUUCCACAAGAGAGUUACUUUAGCAAUUUUAUUUGUUUAAUAAAACCCGAAUAUCCUGAAGUCAGGAGUCCCGAUUUCUCCUCUAUUAUUAGCUCCAAAUAACUUGCCAAAAUUUUGUACUAAAUUUUCUUCCUUAUCAACUUAAGUUCCUUAAAUACAGAUGAAUUUUUGGCUUGCUACAUGUACUGAGCAGAAAGGUACAUUUAUGGCCGCUCAAUUCAAUCACAUAAAUCAUUAUUACACCAUUCUCCUGGGGUCUAGCGCCCCAUUUAAUUUUUUUAAUGUGAACAGGAGGAGGCAGCUGGUGACCCCACAGACUGGCAUGAAUUUAUGUAUGCCACGUGUCAGUAACAUGCAUGUUGCUGGUCUCACUUCAUUCAAGGAAAAAUCCAUGUGCCAAGUACUUUUUGUGCAAGGAUCUCCUUGAAUUUUGUGCAAUGCUAGCUAGCUGAGCAAAUGUAACGAAACCAAGCCAAGCUGAGGGCAUUAUGCAGCUACGGUGGCAUCUACUGUAAUAAAUAUCACCGUCAUUUUGCUUACAAUUGGAUUUAAUAUGUCAUUGGGAAUGUAGGACGUACAGGCAUUUCUCAAUCCAUGUUUUUCAAGAAACGUGCACUUCAAUGAGUCAAAAACCUGCAGUACCUGGUGUAGGACACAAGUAAAUAUAUAAAAUUAUCUGCCCCUAUUAAGAAAGGCUACUCUUGGGAGCCACAAGCAAUAUUGACCCUUUUCGCGGAGCAGUUUGUUCUCGAGAAACGAAAUGGCACUUUCGGCGGUGCGCCAUAUGUUGCGUCAACGAAUGCACACGAAUACGAAACCAUUACCGCUUCUGCCCUUUUUCCGUGCGAUCAGCUAUCGGAAAUUCAACUGGGUUUUUGCUCACGCACUGUGCUCCAUUCAUGCUGCAAAAUGUGGAGCGGUGGAUUGAAGGCAUCUGCAGUAUUUGGCUGCAAGAAUAGUGGCUGGCAUAUUAAGGAAUAGAAUGAAUAUGUGUGUCCAAGUUCACAGACCAUUGCUACAUACGGACAGCCUCUGUUGCCAGCCCUUCUCAAUGUAAGACAUUCCCCACGGAUAAAAAAAAAUUCACUUUUCACAAAAAUUCCUGUCAGUGUUAUAUUGCUAACAUCCAAAGACUUCAACCCCCAGAACGUCGGCAAGAGUGAGUACCGCUCGUUAAACAAUGACAAAGGGAGUAGCGCUGCUUCCUGGCAUAGUAAGUUUCGCUCACGUUAUCUAUACACAUCUGUCCCAAAUGGCAGGAAAACUUAUGCCCACUCUUUCGCCGACGUAUCAAGAAUAAGUGAAUGGGCGCAUACUUGAAUCAAUGCGCCAAAGCAGGAGUAACAGCGACUAUACGAAUGGUGGAAGCUGAAUGUUUCGUGACGGUCCACAGGAGUAAGCGAGUUACUAGCGAUACUACAUAUGUGCUACAAGCUACUACAAAGAACAGAACAGCUGCAUUACAAGCCUUGUGUGCAGCAAGAACAAAACUUUUGCAACUGAGCACACCCGCAAGCGAUUAGGCAGAAAAUAAUCGGAUAGUGACCGCACUGACGAACUUCACUGAGUCAGAAACGUGACAAGCCGCUGCUUGUAACUAACUGCCAAAUAAAGAACAAAGAAAGAGCAAAACACACUGAUCCUGAUUCAAUUCCCAAGCGGAAAGCUUGGAAUACAUUUUUAGUCUUGUAUACGCUGCAAGCGCUGUUUCGACAAAGCUUAAUGAGCUUCAAAAGCGCUUUUACAUGUCCUCUGAAGCUGUGGCCAAAGCUUUGUGUCGACCACCCAGUCAGCGUCUACGAUAUCUCCCAAAACAGAGGUUUCCUGAGCCGCACCGGCCGUCAUGUACACCAAUUGUAAACACGGAGGCAGCUGAGGCAAGCAAUGGACGCGUCACCAUGUGAUCAAACAUGGCAGCACCCACAGGAUCGCUGCGAAAAGGGUCAAUACUGUUCCCUUGAUAAGGCAGGCAAUUUGAAGUUUCCUGUUUAUCGACAUGUUUUGCCAGAAUUCGCAGUGGACAACCUUUUUGUGCACACCCUUUUGUACACUGUGUCAUGAAUAGACAUCACAAAGGCAUUUUUCUUGUAAUAAAAUCUAGAAAGCAACACAAAAAUACGUCUGACAGUAAUUUUACAAGACUAGUGCCAACGCAUUUAGAAUUGGCCUAGCUUUUUACUCCAUAUUUAUUUUCUUCCGAUAAAGAUAUUUUAGUACAACAGGUUCUCAUGCCUUAGUUUUAGAUCAAAUAUGGUUCACCCUUCUGUGCAUCUCACUGUAUUUAUUUAAAAAUUUAGCAUUUCCCAAUGUCUGCUGCACUUCUUUCAUCACCAUUCUGGUUAGCGCUCAACUCGGUCGUUCAGGUUAUAGGAGGCAAUGUAAAUUGUGCAAUUUAUAACUUGUACACACUAGGUGGUUUCAGAAAAAAUUUUAUCGUUGGUAUCAGCAUGGUUACAGAAAAUCUAGCGUAACAGCACAAAUAUUUAAUUUCAUUUCGACGACCUUAUGCCACGUGGCAACCCAGGCAAAUAAAAUAAGUCAACUGUUACAUCUAAACUUAAAUCUUGCUAAAAUGAGACCACACAUGUAUUACUGUGUAAAUGUUAAAUGUCAUUACAUGGAUACAUUCCAUGACGUUAGACCUCGCAGCCUCAUGUCAAGUGUUCAAUCUCUACACAUUUCAUUCAAGCACGGAGCCUACAAAAGCAGCUGUGCUCGGACAGUGCAAAGAAUCGGAGCAAGGCUGCACUUUGCAUGUACACGUAUGUGUCUGUAGCUUCAAGCCGUCAUUUGUGAAACCUGAUUAGUGCUUGUGUGCUGCUGCCUCGGUGUGCUGUUUUUCUGUGCAUUAAAAUAUGCCCAAAGCA
Molecule: messenger RNA, 6219 nt
Organism: Dermacentor silvarum
Lineage: Eukaryota; Metazoa; Arthropoda; Arachnida; Ixodida; Ixodidae
Product: inositol polyphosphate multikinase-like
Exons: 5
Coding region: 296-1168 (290 amino acids)
Biological process (GO): inositol phosphate biosynthetic process
Cellular component (GO): cytoplasm; nucleus
Molecular function (GO): inositol-1,4,5-trisphosphate 3-kinase activity; inositol tetrakisphosphate kinase activity
Source: RefSeq, a predicted model, not a curated record